Cantharellus anzutake is the source of this 7086-nucleotide messenger RNA. Its product is annotated as peptidase family C50-domain-containing protein. Bases 1 to 7086 code for a protein of 2361 amino acids. Gene Ontology annotation, cellular component: cytoplasm; mitotic spindle pole body; nucleus. Lineage: Eukaryota; Fungi; Basidiomycota; Agaricomycetes; Cantharellales; Hydnaceae. The record is from RefSeq and is a predicted model, not a curated record. Gene Ontology annotation, biological process: meiotic chromosome separation; proteolysis. Gene Ontology annotation, molecular function: protein binding; cysteine-type endopeptidase activity. The transcript is spliced from 25 exons.
AUGUCAGUGCAGCAUCCCACUACUACGUGGGAGGCAAAUCAAGAUGGCACAUCGUUCUUUAGGCGACAGGAGGUCUACGCGAUGCAAUGGAGCGUUGCAUCGCUCUCCGAUUUCAUCGUCGCUGGUGCGAAACGUGGUGGACCGAUAGCACUUCGCCGAAAUGAGUUACUCUUAGAGGCGCGACCGUAUGUUCUGAAACUCAUCUGCCCGCUACUGCCACAAAUGAGUGGAGAAUUCUCUGGGCCCUCCGGGGAGGCGGGCGUCGCGUUCGGUCUUCCCUCGCCAGCCACGGGGAAUGUUGUCGAUGAUGACAACCUGCCGUCGUUGGCCGCAGCCUACCAACUUCAUAGUCUUCAGUCAUACCUUCCAUUGGCAACUGAACAAACUAUUGAUGCGUUCUUGAACAACGGCACCUUGCUAUCGUGGUCAACCGCUGCAGCGAAAUGUGGGCCUCCGCUAUCGGGUUGUACUUUGUUUCGUAUCCGCGCUUGGAGUUUGAAGUGUCUCCUUUCAAGUCCCAUUUUGAAGGAGGGACCUUUCUGGGAUCAGGCGGGGAAAUACUCCGCCUCCUACAUUCGAGCUGUCGGCGAUAACGCACGACAGCCGGUGGCUACCUUGUUGGAUGACCUAUUCUUGCAAGCAUCGGAGCGCAAAGACGCCUCCAGAUUUUUCCAUGGGAAAGGAUUCAUCGGCAUAUGCGAGUAUCGUUUGAAACUGGCUAGACUAACAAAGAGUCGCUCUGAAAUUGACCGCUUCAAAUCAAUGCUCGAAAAUGCGUCGAAGAGUCUUGAGUCUGACAGCCAAGAUGACGAUGUGCAAAAAGGCGCUGACCUCAAGGUCGUUCGGUUGUGUACCAUGGUGUCGGACUAUAUUUCAAUAUUGGAGAUUUUGCACUCCGAUCCUCAAGCCGACUUCAGCGCUCUUCGCUUGGGUGCCUUAACCGUCGAUGAAUGCACCCAGCUGAUUGCCGAGGGAGCGAUUGCCCCUGAAAGCACCCGAAAGAUCAACGCUGAGCUCAAUAAACUAAGACAAAGGUGUACUCAACUCCUAGUCUCUCGUUUUGAGCAUUUAGAAGCCGAUGAUAAUGAAGUUGAAGCUUCUGUGGAUGGCUCAUCGCGACCAAGCACCCCUGUUGCGAGACGAACAAAGUCGCACGAUGCUUUGCAGGGCGCAUAUACCGUUGCAGCCUCCAAGCUACUUUCCGCCGUAUCGAUUCACUUGGUAAAUUCUCAGGUGGCACCCGUUGCGGAGUAUGGUGUCUCAUGCGUCGACUCACUGAUAUGCCUUGCUCGUAUCAAUUUAGCACAACCAGGCAUUCACCCAAGAGCCAUUCGAGAGUUCCUGGAUCGAGCUGCGUCAGUUGCCCGCAAAUUGGCAUCUGAACUAGAUGCCCAAUCGAGUGCACUGUUGAAGUCCAUAUCUUCUGCCUUCUGGACUGUUGCGGUUACUUUAUUUAAUUGGGGUCAGCAUGCGACAGCUGUACCUUUCCUGACCCAAUCUUGUCACCUUGUACAAGAAUUGCAAGGGUUAAAGUUGCCAAACGCGGCAGAUCAAGGGCUACAGGCUAACCAACUUUCAAUAUCCAACGUCUUGCCUAAGCGUUGGGAGUUGCUUGGCUUCUGUCAGUCACGCACCGGAGAUCGUAGGCUUGCAUAUGAUGCGUUUCAACGCGGCAUUGUUUCUUCACGACAUUUUUUCCCCCAAGUUGCAGGAUCAUCUCACCGGAUUCUGCCCGCGGAUAUCUUUCUUUCGAGCCCUGGCAUGCGAUCCCUUGAGUCGCUCCUGGAGAGGUUGACGCUUUUCACAACCCACGAGCUGCUUGAUUGUUCUCCCGUCACACUGCUUGACAUUUUCUCUGACAUGGACAUUCCUAUCACUGACGAGGAAAAGGAGGCUGUGGCAAUGCUUAUGGAAGUCCAAUUGUCAACGCUCCGCAGACAUCCUGGCUUUCGCUUAAAAGAAAGUCAAACAAUGCAAAAGAAGAUCAUGGACAGCUGCCUCGUCGUAUACAAUCUGGAAUAUCCGAUUCGCCGAAUACGGAUUCUCAUGAAAAUGUUAACAUUUUUUUACCUCAAUAACGAUAUCGCUGCUGCCAUUGAAACCCGGAACGAACUUCAAAGGCUGCUGUGCCCAGAUGCUCACACAGUCAGUGCCCCGAACCUGGACUCCAUUUCAAAGCGAUAUGGAGACACUCCUCUUAUCACGCAUCGUUUGGGGGAUUCUGCCACACUUUUAUGUGAUAUCCGCUCCCAAGCUUCUUUGUCGGUGAUAAUUUUUCGCGAUUACGUGCUCCCUGCGCAAUCCGAAAUCGAACAUAGUGCCUCUGGUGCUCUUAAAGAAAUUCAGAACAGAUCACCCAGGAGAAAACAGCGCACCAAGGGGAAAUUGAUGCAGGCGUCUAAGAAAACGACGAAGGCAAUCAGUUCUACACCCAUCAAUUGUCUACUCGGUGCUACAAAGCCAUCACAGGCGAAAUUUGACGACAUCGAGUUUGUCGACUCCCACCUAGAUCUUCUUGGGCGGAUUUUCGGUAGUGUAGGGCUCAUCGUCCCAAAAUUGGAGGUUCUGCGAGUCAGAUUGGGUCUGGCGAAGUUCCCUGGAAGAUGGGAAAAUACCAGAAUUAGGAUUUUAGUAUAUUUAGCCCGGGAAUACCGUCGUUUGGAAUAUUUUCAGCGCGCAACCACUAUGUAUGCCGAGGCCUUCGCGGUAUUGGGUGAUUACAAGGGCACUGUCACGAAAGAAACACAGGUGGAGUUAUUCCUUCAGUACGCAGUCCACAUAGCAAGCACGGGAGACGCAGAUCAGGCGUUAGCAGGGUACAAUAAUGCUUUGGCACUGAUGGAGAUUAUCGAAGCAGAGAGGCCAUCAUCGGGACCGAGCAAAGCUAACUUCCGACUCUCAUCGUUACUAACAGCUGCACUGGCUUCUCAGGCAUUUUCCUCCAUCCAAAUAUCGAGGGACAACGUGACAGCUGGGAUUGAUGGCUUACUGCAAUCUCUCCGCCUGUGGUCCCGCGCUGCGGAACUACUUACUCGGUUGCACGAAACUUCCGUUUCUGCGCCGCCUGGGACACUAGACCAUUCACCCAAUCCAUUUGAGGUUUCUGGAAUCCCUGUAUCCAUUCUCAAGCCACCAAGCUCCAAUCUAGAUGUGGUACAAUGGAAGGCAGUGGAGUCUAUAGCAGACAUUCAACUUACCUUAGGGAUAAUAUACUAUACUCGUGGCUCCGUGCGUGAAGUGGAAUAUUUUCUCGACAAGGCUUUGGCCUUGGCUCAGCCUGUCAACGCUUUGGGGAUCACACUUCGCGUGAAGCUGGUGCUAGGUGAAGUCAAACUCCUUUCGGCCAAUCAGGAGGUGGGAGAAAAGUACUUGUCAGAGGUGGCAAUGAUGACAGAAACUUUCGUUAUCCUGGAGAAAAUAAAUCUCCAUCGUGUAUGGGGCGAUUUCAAUAUGCGCGAAGGCAACAUGGAAGCCGCAGGACGCGCCUUUGAAGCUGCGAUGUACGCCUUCGAGACCCUUAGAUCCGAAUUCGAGGUGACCGAAAGCGGCCGAGGUGCAAACGAUGGGGGCGAUUCUACAACUAAGGAUUUGGAUUUAGUUCCAUCAAUUCUCGCACUGAUUCUUCGCCAACAAAUUUGGUUAUCGCGGGAUAAUGCAGGGGCCAAUUCCGAUUUUGCGAAGCUCCUUGACCGAUUCCUAGCGCUGUCCCACACAGAUGGAUUCGAGCAUCUCUUGAUGGGGGAGAAUCGAGUCAGUCAUGCCACCAUAGCAGUGCCAAUGGGGAUGACUGGAGAUGUUGCGACACCACCAACGGCUACGCUGGAACUACUCGCCGCCUUGAGCACGGCAGAGAAAUUCUUUUGGGCCUGCUUAGGGUCGGGUCGACCAAUUGGGUCUUCCCUUCAUCCACGAAGCGGUGAAAUGCCUCGCACUUAUCAGGACGUUCCAAUCAAGCCUAGGAGUGAAGGCGAGGAAUGGGUCGAUAAUCUUAAUACUGCGUUUACACUUCGACAUGAGCUUCUAGACUGUAUCAACGUUAAGUCUUUAUCGGUGAUGCAGGACGACUUGCAAUGGCAUCGGAUGUCUGCAACUGGAUCUCCGCUCAGAGCUCCACCAGCUGGACCACGUAAGAAAACUACACUCUUCGCUGACAGCGACGAUUCCGACGUCGAUAACCCAAAGAAUUCCUCGAUGCAUGAUUACUGCCGCGAAGUCCGAGAUCGUUACAUGUCUCACUCCUGGAACCCUGUCUCCCUCACUGCAUCCCAGAUCGAUCUGAUUCCCCCUCACUGGACUGUCGUAGGCGUAAAUGUGACCCAAGACAGAAGUACUCUCGUCCUGACUAGACAAAGAGCCUACCAACCACCGCUUAUUUUUCACCUACCUAUCGGUCGCCAUGAUCGGCGGGAAGAUAACGAUGAGCCCCGUUUCUCUUUUGAGGGUGCCAUGGAAGAGCUGGGCUCGAUUAUAGCGAGGAGCAAUGAGACUGCCCAGAAUGCAAAGAACAUCCAAGAAAGGGAAGGUCGCAGAUUGUGGUGGGCGGAGCGAGCGGCUCUGGAUCAGCGAUCGAAGGCAUUUGUUGAAAAUGUUGAAUACUGCUGGCUAGGUGCUUUCAAGGUUUGUAGCUUCUCUACGGCUAUGGGAUCAUCGGCUCAGUUUCAAUGGAAGGUCGCCUUCUGCGAACCGUGUGACGUUCCAUUGGAGGUAGUGGAUUCGUUCCGCACGAAAUUAGAGCGUGUGUUGGGGAGAAAUGGUUGUGUUCGUGACAGGAAAAGCAAAAGUCAUCUGCACCUAGAUGAUGCCAUCUUGAAAUGUUUCUCCUCACUGUCUCCCAAAUGCCGAGAUGAGGAACUCGAAGACUUGGCAUACUUCGUGCUGGACUUAUUCCAGCUCCACGGUGCUCAAGUCGCCUCAUUGGAGAUAGAUAUUGAUCAGCUCGUCAUCGAUCUUCGGACUGUACUUGAGGAACAUGCGCAAGCCCUCGCGAAGCAUGAUGUACUGCCACCGAAGGAUUACCACCUCUUCUUAGCCCUUGGCAAGGAACUGCAAUGCAUUCCAUGGGAGUCCAUACCACUUGGGAUCUUGAUGAAGCUUGUGCUAAUGCUUGGCACUUUGCCUCCUACAUUUACUGUGUUGGUCAGUUCUCGCCCAGAACCGCAGGUUAUCUCGGCAUGGGUCGAUGCUGAGGAUAGAGGUUUCAACGUCCCAUGCGAAGAUGUUGAUAAGAUUGGAGAGGAGACUUUCCACACAGUCCGUUGUAUGGUGGAGGAGGGCCUUCAGGAUUGUGUGAAGAAAUCUGUGUGGAAGCCGUCAGGGAAGGAUUUUGAUACCUUUGCUUCGGCUUGCCGUGGAUUGCCUGUUAUGGCCUCAAUCCGCAUACGUGAUGUCUGUGGUCAGGCCCAACGUGGUUCUACUCUCCGGUCGGAGUUUGAGUACUUUCGCGAUCUUACGGAUGCACCACUUGACCUGAAGUCGGAGUAUUUACGAAUACCGCGGCGAGCGUAUAUGUCCAAUCAAUCCGGUAUUCGUCCACGUGUGAUUAACAAUUACCGCCAAGUGAUUGGGACGAUGAUUGCUGCAUAUCAGCCGCUCAACUUAUAUUCAAUUUCAAAGUUACUAGGAGUGGCCGAGGAUGAAAUCCCGAAACUUUCGUUCAUUGCGCUGUCGGGAGUUGAUUUCGAGUUACCCAAUGAAUUCCUUAACUCAAACGAUCACAAUUCGACUGAAUUGUUAAAAGAAGCCAAGAAGGUGAGGGAUUUCAUGACUAGAAACGAACUCAAGUCCUCCCCUUGGCAUAUUUAUCGAUCAGUCCUUCCCUUCACUCCACCCUCAUCCCCACUUUUCAAGCUCUAUGGACACCUUUCCGAUCCCAUUCGGAUUUUCAGCAUUGCGGGAGAAUUUCCUGGCUAUUCAAUUCCACUAAGCGAGAAUACACUCAAUGCUCGAAAGGUCAUGGAGGCUGAGCUGCCAAAGCUACGUGAAAAGGCUAAUGGAUCCAGGACAGGGAAGACUUUGAUGGAUGAGACAGAGGGCAUCAAUCGCAAAGCCGAAUUUCUUGUUCCUAGUAUCCGCAAUGGCAUUGUGACCGCUGCAGCACUCUCACGAGAUGGCCAUUUCAUCGCACUUGGCUUUGGAAAUGGUGUCAUCGAGGUUGCUGACAUCGACCAUCACCAAACCACCUCUCAAUUCCAAUGCAACCCACCCAAUCCUCCCGCUUGGAUUGAAUUUAUCUGUGGCAGCCACCAGAUUGCCACCGAAGAUAAUGAUGGAAACAUCACGGUCUUCAGCCAUGGUUCGCCGUCUGUUAAGGUCGGUACCCUCCCCAGUGGGCAUUGCCCUCCCGUUACUCUAGUCGCAGACAAUGCCUCAUUCAUCAUACGAGUUCCUCUGAACAUUGACUGCCGUUGGUAUGAAAACAUGGUGAUCUUAUAUGUUUCAGAUGAGCCAUCCAUCCACCCUCUUUCCCCUCCUCGUUCCAUUACUCCGGUCUCCAGGUCAACCAUGCCUGACUGUUGCACACUUGGACUCUCCCCUGAAGGAUGUUACGUCAUCGUCCAUGAUGGCCAUAAUCUCGCUAUUUGGUCAUUAGAGACGCGUGAGUUGGUUCAUUUUUACGUGUCUGGAUCCACACUUCCCGUCUCCUACAACACAUGCCCUCGCCCACAUCUCAUAUCCCAAACCAAAACGAAAAUCCCUCUGCACCUGGAGAAUGGCAUCCCUCGUGCGCAGAGCCUCAUGGCUGGGCAUGACGCAGAUUUAUCGUGGCUGGAGCGACUAUCCCACGAGCUCUCUUCAGAGAAACCGCUUUCCAUCCUCAUAGGGCGAAAUCGAGGUAAGACUCCUGAAAGGCGUGGAACACAGACGAUCUGGCUCAAUGGUAAACUUGAACUGCUUCUCCCACCAAACUACCGCCCGAUCAUUCUUGACAGGCACCAGAUUAACAGUCAAAGAGUAUGGUACGGGGAUCGAAUGCUGUGGAAUAAGAAUCGCCUCUACCUUCCUUGCGCUAACAAAGAUGGGACUCGAUUCUUGGUCCAAGGUCGCAUGCAAGCCCCAAUCGUUGUCGAUAUUAGCCAACUUGUCUAG